Sinocyclocheilus rhinocerous is the source of this 1580-nucleotide messenger RNA. RefSeq names its product WD repeat domain 38 (gene wdr38). Lineage: Eukaryota; Metazoa; Chordata; Actinopteri; Cypriniformes; Cyprinidae. Gene Ontology annotation, molecular function: protein binding. The record is from RefSeq and is a predicted model, not a curated record. The transcript has 9 exons. Bases 90 to 1070 code for a protein of 326 amino acids.
GUCAAAACCCAAACAAAUCUGAGCUGCAACACUCACCACUGCAGCUAUGCUUCUAUUGACCAUGUGUGAUUCAUUAUUACAUUUCUGAUAUGGCGAUUUCUCAUGAAAAAGGAGCCAUGUGGCGCCAUCCCUCAGAAGACUUCAGCGUGUCCAACAUUAGGUAUUUUUCCAGACACAAAGGAGAGGUGAACUGCUGCGCAUUCUCACCUGACUGUCAGAUUCUGCUCACGUGCUGUGAUGACGGCAGACUGUACCUGUGGAACUCCACCAGUGCAAAACACCUGGCCACAUUUAGCGGACACUCAGGUCCUGUGAAAUCAUGUGUUUUCUCCUCGGAUGGUCAGCUGUUUGCGAGCGCGUCUCACGACCGUACCGUCAGAAUCUGGAGCCGCUCCGGCACUGAAUGCACACACUUACUGACAGCUCACAGAGGGAGUGUGGAGACGGUGAGCUUCAGUCCGGACGCUCAGUGGCUGGUUUCGGGUGGAUGGGACAACAGAGCACUGAUCUGGAGAGUUCAGAGCGGUGAGAUGGUGGAGGAUCUGCGGGGUCACACUGCAGCUGUCCAGAGCAGUGCCUUCUCAUCAGACUCACAGUGUGUGGCCACGGGCUCCUGGGAUCGGGCCGUGAGAGUCUGGAAACUUCUUGAGGAAAAAGAGGCUGUGACAUUACAGGGGCACCUGGGAAACGUGGCCUGUCUCUGUUUCUCUGUUAGUGGGAUGCUGGCCUCAGGCUCAUGGGACGGCACAGUGCGUGUUUGGUUGCCGAUGCGUCACGCAUGUCUGUUUGUGUUGGGAGGUUGUGAGCGUGUUUGGGUCAGGAGUCUGGCUUUCUCCAGAGACGGACUGGUUUUAGCAUCCACCGCUGAAGGCGACAUGGUGAGGAUCUGGGAUGUGACCACUGGAGUCUGUCUGAAGAGGCUGCAGGGCCAUAAGGACUCGGCAUAUGGCUGUGCGUUCACUCCUGAUGGGAAGCUUCUCACCAGCGGUUCUGAGCAGCUGGAUGUAGAAGAGGAUGAGGAAAACAGCACAGAGGAGAGAAGUGAGUUUAAACACAGAACAGGACAGUAAAGAUGACGGACCAUGAGGACGGCCAGUACAUUGUGACCCACGGUGAAUGAAAGCAGCUGUGGAACUGCAUCCAGUUUUACACAGAUAAUCAGCGAUUAUAAACUCACCGACACACACCUCCGCAGUGAAUGUUAUGCGGCCUUCUGCAUGUCUGAAUGAACAUAUUUAUGAGACGAGCAUCCAUGAAAACCACCACAAUAACUUUCAGUUUGGGUUCAUAAGGUUUCAAUUGUUUUGUGAUUGUUGGCAGUUUGUAUGCAUUUUUUUUUGUACUGUUUAGAAGGUAUUCACCUUGUUUUUCAAUGCAAAAGUAAGCUAUUUGUGAAUGUGUGAGAUUUCUGAUCAAUUAUUUACUAUUUUCACUGCAAACUAGUGUUUAUGGUUAUGGUAAUACAUAAAAAAAUGAUAAUAGCAGUUUGCAACAUCAAGCAGCAGAUCAGCAAAACAGACUAUUUUGAUACUGCUAAAAUAACGAAGUGGAUGACAAUGGAAGGUGAUUUUAAUGAUACU